CUUGUAGGAAGUCCGCCAAGGAUUCCAUGUGUGUUGGGUCGUUUAGGAGUCUUUUGAUCGAUCUGUUUGCUCGGUCGGAGUCAAUGUGAUGCGUAGUUGAUUGUCGCAACUUUUACACGCAGCGAGAUGCGACGACUGCUUCACUGCACCAAGUACUCCUGCUCUUGACACUUCUGCUAGCUCAAGGCUGUUCCCGUCGGCAACUUGGCUCCUCAAGCUGAUGCUAGUCCGUCUACUGGACUCUCUCACCUAAUCUGCUCGCUUGAUGCCUCUUCACUUUAUUCUGGUGCAGAACCGACAGGGCAAGACGCGCUUGUCCAAGUACUACGAUCCAUACUCUGAUGCAGAGAAGAAUAAGCUGAAAGGCGAGGUGCAUCGUCUCAUUGCACCACGCGAUCAAAAGAGUCAAUCCAACUUUGUCGAGUACCUCUCACACCGCAUCAUCUAUCGGCGGUAUGCAGGUCUCUUCUUUUGCGCGUGUGUUGAUGUCACGGAUAAUGAACUUUUCACACUCGAGGCCAUCCAUCUCUUUGUCGAAGUGCUGGACGCCUUUUUUGGCAACGUCUGCGAGCUGGACCUCGUCUUCAACUUUUACAAGGUCUAUGCCAUUCUCGAUGAAAUCUUCCUGGCAGGCGAGGUCGAAGAGGUGAGCAAGCCCAAGAUAUUGGAACGCCUGCAGAUGCUGGAAAAGCUAGAAUAAGGCUAUGCUAAGAAUGUAUUGAUGAAUCUACAUGGAGAUCUCGCGGGUGACGCUCUGAUCCUCAAGACCCAGC
Messenger RNA from Protomyces lactucae-debilis, 773 nucleotides. Its product is annotated as AP complex, mu/sigma subunit. Gene Ontology annotation, biological process: clathrin-dependent endocytosis; protein transport. The coding region runs from base 266 to 700 and encodes 144 amino acids. The record is from RefSeq and is a predicted model, not a curated record. Gene Ontology annotation, cellular component: AP-2 adaptor complex; intracellular membrane-bounded organelle. NCBI's taxonomy places the organism in Eukaryota, Fungi, Ascomycota, Taphrinomycetes, Taphrinales, Protomycetaceae. Gene Ontology annotation, molecular function: clathrin-cargo adaptor activity. The transcript is spliced from 2 exons.